AUGGCUUCCAUGUUUGAGCAGUCGGGUAACGGCACGCUGUUCCUCGGCGGGACAAAGCUCUCCGGUGCAGACAUCAGGGACCAGAAUGUACUUGCUACCCAAGCUAUCGCAAACGUGGUCAAGAGUUCCUUUGGGCCCAGCGGCCUUGACAAGAUGAUGGUGGAUGAUAUUGGAGAUGUGACUGUCACCAACGAUGGCGCCACCAUUCUCAGUCUCCUCGAUGUCGAGCACCCUGCCGGCAAGAUCCUGGUCGACCUUGCACAGCAACAAGACAAGGAAGUCGGCGAUGGCACUACAUCAGUAGUGUUGAUCGCUGCCGAGCUGCUCAGGAGAGGAAACGAGCUGAUGAAGAACCGGAUACACCCGACGACAAUCAUCACGGGCUACCGCCUGGCCCUCCGCGAGGCCGUCAAGUACAUGAACGAGCACGUCAGCAUCAAGGUUGAGCAGUUGGGUCGGGAGUCGCUCUUGAACAUUGCCAAGACGUCCAUGUCCAGCAAGAUUAUUGGCGCCGACUCGGAUUUCUUCGCCAACAUGGUCGUCGAUGCCAUGCAGGCUGUCCGGACGACGAACAACAAGAGCGAGGCGAAGUACCCCGUCAAGGCGGUCAACAUCCUCAAGGCCCACGGCAAGGGCGCCCUCGAGUCGAUUCUUGUCAAAGGCUACGCGCUCAACUGCACCGUAGCCUCGCAAGCGAUGAAGACGCGGAUACAGGACGCCAAAAUUGCCUGCUUGGAUAUGAACCUCCAAAAGGAGAGGAUGAAGCUGGGUGUUCAGAUAACAGUGGAUGACCCGGACCAGCUUGAGCAAAUCCGGGCGCGGGAGUCAGGCAUGAUUAUUGAGCGGAUAGAGAUGAUCCUGAAGGCGGGCGCAAAUGUGGUACUCACGACAAAGGGCAUCGACGACCUCUGCCUCAAGCUGUUCGUCGAGAGGGGCGCCAUGGCAGUCCGCCGGUGCAAGAAGGAGGACCUGCGCCGGAUUGCCAAGGCUACCGGCGCCACCCUGCUGAGCACACUCUCGGACCUGAACGGUGAUGAGAAGUUUGAGCCAUCAUACCUCGGUCAUGCCGACGAGGUGGUCCAGGAGCGCAUCUCGGACGAUGAAUGCAUCCUGAUCAAGGGCACCAAGGCUCACUCGUCAGCCUCCAUCAUUCUCCGCGGUCCCAACGACUUCCAACUCGACGAGAUGGAGCGCUCCGUACAUGACAGUCUGUGCGCUGUCAAGCGGACUCUGGAGAGCGGUAGCAUCGUGCCCGGCGGCGGCGCGGUUGAGACGGCUCUUCACAUUUACCUGGAGGAGUUUGCCGGCACAGUCGGCUCGCGGGAGCAGCUCGCCAUCGGCGAGUUCGCGCAGUCAUUAUUGGUGAUUCCCAAGACGCUGGCUGUCAACGCAGCCAAGGAUGCCUCAGAGCUGGUCGCACAGCUGCGGUCAAGGCACGCCCUCUCGCAGCGCAUCCAGGAGGGCGAGGCGAACGAGGACGAGAAGACGAUGGCACGCAAGAAGGCGUACAAGAACUAUGGCUUGGACCUGAUGAAGGGCAAGGUGGUGGACGAAAUUAAGGCGGGUGUGGUGGAGCCCAGCAUCAGCAAGAUUCGGCAACUCAAGAGCGCCGUGGAAGCGUGUAUCAGCAUCAUGCGCAUUGAUACCCUGAUCAAGCUGGACCCGGAGCCGCAACCGGAGGAUGACGGCCACGGCCAUUAG
Messenger RNA from Parathielavia appendiculata, 1701 nucleotides. Its product is annotated as T-complex protein 1. Bases 1 to 1701 code for a protein of 566 amino acids. NCBI's taxonomy places the organism in Eukaryota, Fungi, Ascomycota, Sordariomycetes, Sordariales, Chaetomiaceae. The transcript is spliced from 3 exons. Gene Ontology annotation, molecular function: ATP-dependent protein folding chaperone; ATP hydrolysis activity; ATP binding. Gene Ontology annotation, cellular component: chaperonin-containing T-complex. The record is from RefSeq and is a predicted model, not a curated record. Gene Ontology annotation, biological process: protein folding.